Messenger RNA from Durusdinium trenchii, 2109 nucleotides. NCBI's taxonomy places the organism in Eukaryota, Dinophyceae, Suessiales, Symbiodiniaceae. The record is from the annotation of a GenBank genome assembly.
AUGGCUUCGAUGGAAGUAAUGGAGCCAAUUGCCAGUGGCACAAGUGGGAGUCAGGACAUUCCUCCUCCGAAACUGACACAGAAGGAGAUGCGAGAACAAGGCUUGAUGCAGCUCUCAGAUGCAGAAGGAUGUGCUCAACUUCUCUUUCACUUCAGCUUCCUUGCCAUUUGUGCAACAUUGGUGACUUGGAGCUAUCAGCAUGGGCGCUGGGGCCUCUUGCUGGCCGCGGAAGUGCCCUUUGGCAUGGCCGAGUCGUUUCUCUUCAACGGCUUUCAUGAGAUGGUGCACAACACCGCCUUCGAGACCCGAUGGUUGAACACCUGCUGUGCACAUGUGCUGGGCUUCUUGAACUUCCGAGGCGCCAAGUGGUUCUGGUGCUUUCAUUGGACUCACCACCGCUUCACCAACGAUCCCUCGAAGGAUCCUGAGCUCAGUGGGGAAAGUGUCGAUUUGGAUGAUCCGACCAAGUCCUUGAGCGGCUACUUCUCGUUCAUCAGUGGUUAUCCUUUCGGCUUUGAGCGUGUGGCUCGCAUGGCCCGCACCGUGUUGAAGAAUGAAGUGGAUCCUUGGGUUGCAGAUAAGCCAGAAAGUACUCAGAAGGCUGUCAAGAUGGAAGCCAGCUUCUACUUGUUCGGCUACUUCUUGAUUGCACUGCUUGCUCUCUUUCGCCCGAGCACCGUAGGUGUGAAGGUCGUUUUGCUUUGGAUCCUUCCUCACUGCAUUGGUGCAGGACAUUUGAGACUCUAUCAGUUUGCGGAGCACAGAGCUUGUAAGAUGGGUCCUUAUACAGAUACCAAUGCUUGGAUUUGUGCUCGGACCACCUCCACUUGGUGGCUUUAUCGAAAGUUAGCUUGGUAUAUGCCCUAUCACGUGGAGCACCACGCCUGGCCCAACGUCCCUUUCCACAAACUUCAGGCAGCCCAUGAGCUGGUGAAGGAUGCCUAUCAGAAGCAGGGCUUUACAAAGAUCCCCACGGGCUGCAGCCCUUCAGGGGAGGGUGGCUAUUUGUAUCUUCAUUGGGUGAGCUUCAAGCAUAUGCUCGCAAAUGUCUCCAAGGUUCAGGAGGAGGCCAUUCCAAGGAUUUUGCAGGGCGACAAUGUGGUCAUUGCGGCCGAGACUGGCUCGGGCAAGAGCUUAGCGUACAUGCUUCCAAUGGUGCAACUGGUGCGGAAGAUGGCGCAGGCUGAACUGCGGGCAGUGUCCAUCGACAACGGGGCUCUUCCCUCUCCCAAACCCACCGCGCCGCGUCAUGCGCCCCGUGGGGCGCUGCUUCACCGGCCGGAGGUGAGAGACGUGGAAUUCGAAACAGCCCCUGACUACGAAGCCGUGCUUGCCGAAGUUCGCUCUUUCAAAGCCUCCUUCAAUCAGAUGACCUACUUCGAUGAGGAGGAUUGCAUUUUGACGCAGCACAGCUUCGAUGCGUUCCUGGCCUUGGGAGAAGAUGCUGGACAGGUCCUCAACAUCAGCCUGGACAAUGUGACAGGCUUUGUGAGUCGAUCAAACUCAGACAUCUCAAGUGGCUGGGAACGUGUCGAGAUGGAAGAUGCAGAAGAUGCGCGAGCGGAGAAGCCAGGUCAGCCAAAUCUUCCGGCGGACCUCUACCUUGCUGACAGCAGGGAGGGCCCGAUCUCUCAGUGGUUGACCUCGGCCGCCAAGAGACUCCUCCGCGUCCCCGACGCCUCGCCGAUCGCGGAGGCUCUCAGUCCUACCUUUGAGCCUGUGGAAGUAGUACAGACUCAGGACACAAGUGAAGUUGAUGCACCAGAUCCAGACCAGAAGGAUGCAACUGGGGGUGAGCCAGAGGUAAAGCCGAAGGAUUCAGCAUUGGAGCGCAGCUGUCAGGUGUGCCGUGGGCUAUUACGUUUACAUCAGCCCGCGCCCUUUGCCUAUUGGAGCUGCGAUGGCUGUGGCAGUCGGAACCUGCGCAAGGAUGCCAUGUGGGGCUGCUCACAACCGGAUACCUGCGAUUGGGGCUUGUGCACAGGUUGCCAUCCUGAGAAGGCCUUCGGGCCAGAUGGGUUUGUUGGCGACGGGAUUGUCCCUCUUGCGGGUAUGCUGCUAACUGGUCUGAUUUUAUGCUCGGCUUCAAGGUUCUCUUCAUCGAGCUGA